This is a messenger RNA of Henningerozyma blattae CBS 6284, 1833 nucleotides long. It is a transcript of the gene AIP1, whose product is annotated as Aip1p. Gene Ontology annotation, biological process: actin filament depolymerization; positive regulation of actin filament depolymerization. Bases 1 to 1833 code for a protein of 610 amino acids. The transcript has a single exon. Gene Ontology annotation, molecular function: actin filament binding. The record is from RefSeq and is a predicted model, not a curated record. NCBI's taxonomy places the organism in Eukaryota, Fungi, Ascomycota, Saccharomycetes, Saccharomycetales, Saccharomycetaceae. Gene Ontology annotation, cellular component: cortical actin cytoskeleton.
AUGCCCUCGAUACAAUUAAAAUCAAUCAUCCCUCCACAACCUUCUACGGAAAGAAACUUCACCACUCAUCUUUCCUACAAUGAAUCUACAAAUUCCAUCGCUUACCCUUCAGGGAAAUCAGCGUUCAUUAGAUCAUUGGACCCUACAACCCCCGAUGUGAUUCAAUUCACAGGCCAUGGUUCUUCGAAUGUCACCGUGGUUAAAUUUUCUCCAAAUUCUCAAUAUAUUUGUUCAGGUGAUGAAUCAGGUAAAGCUAUUGUUUGGAGUUGGUUCAAAGAAAAUGAUGUUAUCGAAUUCAAUAUCAAAUCUGAAUUCCAAGUCCUUGCUGGUAGAAUCAACGAUAUUUCUUGGGAUUUCGAAAGUAAAAGAUUAUGUAUUGUUGGUGAAGGUCGUGAUAAAUUUGGGACGUUCAUUUCAUGGGAUUCAGGUAAUUCCCUAGGUGAAAUCUCGGGCCAUUCUCAAAAGAUUAAUGCUUGUCAUUUCAAACAAUCAAGACCAAUGAGAGCCGUUACCGUGAGUGAUGAUAGUUCUGUUGUGUUUUACGAAGGCCCACCUUUCAAAUUUUCUUCAAGUGAUAGAUCCCAUCAUGAUAAUGGGAAAUUCAUCAGAGAUGUGAAAUUCUCCCCCAAUGAAGGUGAAUUCUUCAUCUCUGUAGGUUCAGAUAGAAAGAUUGCAUGUUUCAAUGGUAAGACAGGUGAAUUUAUUAAAUUGAUUCAAGAUGAAAACGAUCCUGUACAAGGUGGGAUCUUUGCAUUAUCAUGGGUCAAUACAACUCAAUUCGUCACAGCAAGUGCAGAUGCAACAGUUAGAUUAUGGGAUGUUAAUGAAUCGAAAGUUUUACAAAAAUGGACUAGUCCAGAACCUACUUUAAAUAAUCAACAAGUUGGGGUUGUUGUUGCCAAGGAUAAUACAAUCAUUUCACUGGAAUUGGAUGGUACUUUGAAUUUCUUCCAAAUUGGUCAAGAGAGGCUUGUUAAGAAGAUUAGAGGUCAUCAAAAAGCAAUUACUUCAUUAGCAGUCUCACCAUUAAUUACAGGUUCAUAUGAUGGUAAGAUCAUGUCAUGGUCUCCUAAAACACAAUCAUUUGAUCAACAUAAUAAUUUAAUCAUUUCUAUUGAUAAUUCUAACCCGGAUGGAUUUUCCAGUGUUUCAUGGGAUGAUACUUUGAAACGUAAUGGUAAGACUCUUUAUAAUUUUGAAUCUCAACCCAAGAUUGCAGCAAGUAAUAAAGAUGGUAUAUUGGCUAUUGUCACCAUGGAUAACACAUUACUUGUUUUACAAAGUGAUACAGGUUCUAAAUUGAAUUCUCUUCAAUUGAAGGAACCUUGCUCCAGUGUUACCAUUAGUAGCAAGUUAAUUGCUGUUGGAUAUGAAUCGAGUAAAAAUGUGGAAAUCUUUAAUGCUACUGAUUUAUCAGUUAGUCAUUUAUUGAAAAAUACACCAACAAAUGUCUCUUCAUAUCUUUCAAUUUCUCCAAAUGAAAAAUUUAUUGCAGUAGGUGAUGUUAUGGGUAAGAUUAUUCUUUAUGAUAUGGAAACAAGAGAUGUCAAAACUUCAAGAUGGGCUUUCCAUACCAGUAGAAUUACAGACAUCGAUUGGUUAACUGCCGAAGAGGGAGCUGAUGAUGAUGAUGAUGAUGAUGAAGGGUUUGUGGUUACUGGUUCUUUAGACACAAAUAUAAUCAUUUAUUCAGUAAAGAGACCUAUGAAAAAUAUCAAAUAUUUAAAUGCUCACAAAGAGGGGAUCAAUUCUAUUAAAUGGGAUGGUAAAGAUACAUUUGUUAGUGUGGGGAAGGAUUCUUGUAUCAAGAAUUGGAAAGUGGAUUUUGAUUAA